Messenger RNA from Stegostoma tigrinum, 6132 nucleotides. RefSeq names its product TBC1 domain family, member 7 (gene tbc1d7). The record is from RefSeq and is a predicted model, not a curated record. Lineage: Eukaryota; Metazoa; Chordata; Chondrichthyes; Orectolobiformes; Stegostomatidae. Gene Ontology annotation, molecular function: GTPase activator activity. Bases 5071 to 6090 code for a protein of 339 amino acids. Gene Ontology annotation, biological process: activation of GTPase activity; negative regulation of TOR signaling. The transcript has 9 exons.
GAUUUAAAUGGAGGAGUGGACUGGAUGGGCCGCAUGGUCUUACUCCCACUCCUCUGUCUUAUGGUCUAACGCUCUUUCCUCCGUUCGAUCUUUGGCCUCCAGCAUUGAUAAUGAAACAAAAUGCACCUCAUUUUUUGACAGCACGUUGUGUAAUCUUUUGGUCUCAACAUUUUAAGUUGUAAUAUCUGCCAUUAUUUUGUUCAUUUUCCUGGAUGGUUUGGUUUAUCUCUCUAUUUUCUUUACGUUGCAUUUGGAUCCCAGCUUUCAUGAUCGCUCACACCUUUAGUUCAGGUUGCAGACUUGUUACCAAGCCAGUCUGUUUAAUUGCACGCAUUUCAUCACCCUGCUAGGUAACACUGCCAGUAUGCCUCCAGUGAAGUGUUGGUGUUUUGUCCCACUUGUUACGUAUAUACCUCAGUUCUUGGAUAUUACUUCCGGUUCUGUUUUUCAGUGGUUCAUAUAUCGGGUCCAGUUCAGUGUGUUUGUUGACAAUGUUUCGGUUGGAAUGCCAGACCUCCAGGAAUUCAGAGACAUGCCGAGGAAUUCUAUUGUUAAGCCUUUUUGUUUUGUGACAAGUAAUGUUCUGUGAUUUAAUCUUUCUUGUCCUACAUCCUAUCCCUUGGGCAAAUCUACUGCAUUUCCUCAUCCUGAUGCAAGGUCCCAAACCUGAAAUGUUACUUUGCUUUCUUUCUUUCUAAGCAAAUACUUGUGUGCCUCACUGACCUACCUUUGAUCCAUGUACACAGCCUGCAGUUGAGAGCCACAGCCUGUUUCGGCUCUGCACAGCCGACUGAAUUGAGUGUCCUUUACUGUCUGUACUUCUGUGUUUUCAGUAUUUGUAUUCAAAUUCUAUAAUCUAUUAACAAGUGGAGAAGGAAAUGGAAGCUAGCUAGCUAUAUUACAGAGGAGAUGGUGCUGGACAUCUUAAAAUGCAUAAAGGUGCAUAAAUCCCCUGGACAGGAUCAGGUGUACCCUCGAACUUCGUGGGAAGCCAGGGAGGUGAUUGCUGGGCCCUUUGCUAAGAUAUUUAUAUCAUUGAUCACCACGAGUGAGGUGCUGGAAGACUGGAUGUUGGCUGACCUGGUGCCAUUAUUUAAAGAAUAGUGGUAAAGAAUUAUAAACUAGUGAGCCUGACAUCAGUUGUGGGCAAGUUGUUGGAUGGGAUUCUGAGAGACAGGAUUUACAUGUAUUUGGAAAGGCACAGACUGAUUAGGGAUAAUCAAUAUAGCUUUGUGCACAGAAAAUCGAGUCUGACUAACUUGAUUGAUUUUUUUGAAGUGACGAAGAGCAUUGAUUAAGGGUAGUGUUGGAGAGUUGCUUUUCAGACUGCAGGCCUGUGACCAGCGAUGUGCCACAAGGAUCAGUACCUGGUCCACUGCUUUUUGAUAUUUAUAUAAAUUAUUUGGAUGUAAAUAUGUGGUUAGUAAGUCUAUAGGUGACACCACAAUUGUUGGCAUAGCGGACAGUGCAGGUUACCUCACAGUACGACCUUGAUCAAAUGGGCCGAUGCACCGAGGAGUGGCAGUUGGAGUUUAAUUUAGAUAAAUGUGAGGUGCUGUAGUUUGGAAAGGCAAGUUAGGGCGGUCCUGGGGAGUGUUGCUGAACAAAGAGACCUUGGAAGGCAGGUUCAUAGUUCUUUGGAAGUGGAAUCACAGGUAGUUGGGGGAGCGAACAAGAUGUUUGGUAUGCUAGCCUUUAUUGAUCAGUGCAUGGAGUAUAGGAGCUGGGAGGUCAUGUUGCGGUUGUACAGUACAUUGGUUAGGCCACCUUUGGAAUACUGCAUUCAAUUCUGGUCUCCCUGCUAUAGGGAGGAUGUUGUGAAAUUUGAAGGAGUUCAGAAAACAAUUGCAAGAAUAUUGCCAGGGUUGGAGGGUUUGAGCUAUGGGGAGAGGCUGAAUAGGCUGAGACUGUUUUCUCUGGAGGGUCAGAGGCUGAGGGGUGACUCUUAUGGAAGUUUAUAAAAUCAUCAGGGACAUUGAUAGGAUGAAUAGUCAAGGUGUUUCCCCCAGAAUAGGGGAAUGCAAAGCUAGAGGGCAUAGGUGUAAGGUGAGAAGGGAAAGUUUAAAAGGGAUCUAAGGAGCACCUUUUCAAAUAGAGGGUGAUGUGUGUGGAAUGAACUGCCAGCAGAAAUGGUGGAAGCCUGGAAAAUUACAGUAUUUAAAAGGCAUUUGGAUUGGUAGAUGAAUAGGAUGGCUUUAGAUGGAUUUGGGCCAAUUGCUGGCAGAUAGGACUAGAUUAAUUUAGGAUUUCUGAUUGGCAUGGACGAGUUGAGCCAAAGAGUAUGUUUACAUACUGUAUGUCUCCUUGACUCUAUGUUCAUUUUCGGGAAAAAUAAUUUCUUUGGGUUUUGCAUCUUCUCAAUUAAAUAAAAGCUUGGGAGACACUGUUCCUUGAUGAAUUCCUGUGGCAUGUCUCAACCAAUCAGAGUUGACUUGCAAUUUUUAAUAGUUUAAACAAAAUCUUUUGGAGCAACUGUUCCUUGAUGCAUUCUGUAUGGCAAUGCCUUGACCAAUCAAAGUCUGAAUGUAAGUCAGUCUUCACCCUGUUUCUCAUGCAGUAGAAAUUGUUCCCUUUGAAAUCUUGUCAUCCUACAAGAUGAAAAGCUUCAACACCAUUUUCUCUCUGACAACAAUAUGAACAUAAACAACCAUGAAAUAAUACAAAUAAUUUUUGGUGAUACUUUUGAAUUGUUACAUUCAAUAGCAAUCCAGAUUUUCACAAGUAAAUACAAAAUUGGUCCAUUUUAGUUCAUCCAUGUAUAAACAAAUUAUAGUCACCCUGCCAUCACUGACUUGGUAUUUUCGCAAGUUGUUCUGUGUUUUCAUUUCAGCUGUGUUCAUUCCAUGUACUGUAGUGAUUGCUGUUAGUACCAAAGAGAACUUGCUGAUAUUCGUUAGUUCUUCUACCUCCUUUAACUUUACUGUCCCCUGUCCUUGUGUAAUUUGAAUGCAAUAAUUUUACGUAUAUAUCUUUUAAUUACCGUUAGCAUCUUACACGCUUUACCCUUGAAAAUUAAUUCUGUUGAAGUGUCUCUGUUUUUCAUGCGUAUCCCCGUAUUGCAGAUUUGUAACUUUAGGAUUGUGACUCCAUCCUGGACUAUCUCCUGAACACUAGUGAACAGAAUAAGACAGUAUCCUGUGAGAGUUGAUGAGUGUACUAAACAUAAAGCCUACUUCUCUGCAGCUGCAAUUUAGGCCAUAUAUUUCACAAUUUGUUUUUUUUCUUUUGGACUAGCUGAAUGUACUGAUGUAAGGUACUGUACGCAUUUUCAAACAAAUUGCAAGUUGGGUUUAGUCAUUGUAUGAUUCAAGUCUCGCUCUAGUGGUGGCCUUUGACAUGCGAGUGUUCAUGCCCUGUUCCAAAGACUUGAGUGGACGCUACAAUUGCUACAUUAUUGGCAGCGCCAUCUUUCAGUGCACUGUGUUUUCUCAAAUUGCUGAAAGAUUCCGUGCACCAUUAGCCGUAAAGACUCCAUUGCGUUGUUUCAAAGAUUAGAGAAAGUAAUCCAGUGCCCUGACUCUUACAUCAGUGAUAGGAAAGCUGUUGGAGAAAAUAGUGAAGGAGAAAACUAAUCGCCAUUUAGAGAGGCAAGGCUUGAUCAGGGAGAGUAAGCAUAGUUUUGCCUAACAAAUCAGGUAGAAUAUUUUGAAAAGCUGACCAAAGGUGUAGAUGAGGGUAGGACAGUUAACGUAGCCUACAUGAAUUUCAGCAAGUUCUUUGACAAGAUCCCUCAUGGGAAACUGAUUAAAGAAUGCAAAAGUUCAAGGGAUCCAGGGUAACUUGGCAAGGAGGAUCCAAAAUUGGCAUAGUGAAUGGAGACAGAGGAUGGUGGUGGAAGGCUGUUUGUGUGACUGGAGCCUGGUGUGCAGUUGCAUACCACAGGCAUCAGUGCUGGGUUCGUUAAUGAUGUAGAUGAGAAUGUUGGGGUGAUGAUGUUUUCUUUGGGGGUGGAAAUGGUGAUGGUGAGUGUUAGGGGAGGAGAUGAUAACGUUGCAAAACACCAAGAUUGACCAAGUGGUUGACAAUGAAGAGUCUUCGUUUAUAGAAGGAUUAAAAUGGAUUGGUCACAUGGUCAGGUCAGUAGCAAAUGGAAUUUAACCCUAUUAAUUGUGAAGUGAUGCACUUUGGAAGAAGUAACAAGACAAAAGAGGAGUCAUUGAUUGAAUGGCAGGACACUAGAAAGUUCAGGAAUAGGGGAUCUUAGGGUGCAUGUCCUUAGAAUCCUGAAGGUGGCAGGAAAGGUAAAUGAUGUAGUUAAGAAGGCAUGUGGGAUGCUUGUCUUUUUCAGACUAGGUUCAGAUUAUAGGAGCAGGGAAGUUAUGUUGAGCUGUACGGAACUUUGGUUAGGCCACAGCUAGGAUGCUGUGUGCUGUCUGGUCAACACAGUAUAGUAAAAAUGUGAUUUCUGUGGCAGGGGUGCAGAGACAAUUCACAAGGAUGUUGCAUUUCAGCUGUGGAGCGAAGUUGGAUAAGCUCAGGCUCUUUUCUUUGGAGUAGAGAAGAUUGGAGGUUUGGGGGGGCGUGGGUACCUGACAGAGCUGUAUAGGGUUGAGAGGCAAAGAUAAGAAGAAAGCAGCUGUUCUCCUUAAUUGAAAGGAUCAAGAAUGGGGGAAGGGGAUAACACUUUUAAAGUAAAAGGCAACGGGUUUAGAGGGGAUUUAUGGUAAAGCCUUUUCAUCUAGGGGUGAUGGGAUAUGGGAUGCACUGCCUAGGAUGUUAGUCGAGGUGGAUAAUCUCUCAACCUUUAAAGAAGUACUUUCAUGAACACUUAAACUGUCACAACUUUCCAGGCUAUAGGCCUAGAGUGGGGAAAUUGGGACAAGUGUAGUUAGUAGACCCAAUAGGCUGAAGGGCCCCUUCUGUACAAUAUGAUUCUACAACCAAUAUUAUCCCUCAGGUACCAUAAUUGGAACAGAUUGUUAUGUCAUUAACUCUUAACUCUUUUUGAAAUGGCAGAAUUUGACUGUGUUUUAGUUAUUAUUAGAAAAGAGCAAUAUGAUUUAGUCUUUCUUCAGGAUCAAUGCCCUUGAUAAGGACCACAGAGUUCUGGAUAACUUACACGUCACCUGUAUGAUACAGGAGUUGUACAUUAUCAUAAUUUCUGCCUCUUUCAAAAGCUUUGCAAAGCUGGGUCAACUUGAAACAGAUGGUGAUGAUGCACAGGAUCAUUCUGAUAGAGGGGUAAGGGAAGACUGUUUGGUUCAGGAAAUGGCUGAAGACCCACAGAGAAACUUCCGUUCCCACUAUUAUGAAAAAGUUGGGUUUCGUGGUGUUGAAGAAAAGAAAUCCCUUGAGAUUCUGCUGAAGGAUGAUCCAUUAGAUGUUGAGAAGCUCUGUACUUUUGCUCAACGUUAUCCUCUUCCCUCCAUGUAUCGUGUCCUUGUAUGGAAAGUACUGCUUGGUAUUCUUCCUCCUCAUUAUGAAUCUCACUCUGCUGUGUUGACAUUUCGAAAAGAACAGUAUCAGGAUUUGUUGCAAGCAUUGCAAGUUAUUCGGUUUGUUCAAGAUUCCACCCCACAAGUUUGGGUUCACCUCCGAAUGUACCAACUGGAGUCUGGUACACUGCCACGUCGUCCAUCUCAGUCUCUGGAACCUGAAGAUGCAGUUUUUAUUGCAAUAGCAGAAGCAAUGGAUGAAAUGGUGGAAAAUGAUGUUGAUGCCUACUGGCUAGUCAAAUACUUUGUGAACCAGUUCAAUAGUAAAUACAGCGAUUCAUUAGCUCACUUGCCGAAGAGUCUUGAACAUUACCUGAAUCUGGAAGACAGCAAACUUCUCACCCACCUUAAGACAUGCUUGGCCAUGAAUAAACUCCCAUAUGACUUAUGGUUCAUGCAUUGUUUUGCAGGCUGUUUGCCUGAAUCCAGCCUUCAAAGAGUUUGGGACAAAAUCAUAAGUGGAUCUUGCAAAAUUUUGGUUUUUGUAGCCAUGGAGAUUUUAUUAACUUUUAAAGUUAAGUUAAUGGCCAUGAAUAAAGCAGAGAAUAUUGCACAGUUCUUGCAGAAUAUUCCACAGGAGAAUACAGAUGCCAUCAUCAGCAAGGCCAUUGACCUAUGGCACAAGUAUGUUGGAAACCCACUGCACACUGUGUAGUUAAAAACCAAAUGAAGUUAAUGUAAAAAUAAAUCUUCUAUU